AUGACGGGAAAAAAUGAUUUUUCAUUGAUUUGGGUGCAUCCUAUUGUUCAUGUUGAUGUGUCAACAUUCGAGGUGAAAAAUGUUGAUGUGGCAGUAUUUGAUGAAGCAUCAAAACCAGAGUUCCCUGCAACUUCAGAAAGAAAUGUAAGGUUUCGAGAUCGUGAAGAUUGCAUAUUACUCAGUCUCAAAAACGCUCAUUCCUUCCACGGCAGCAGAAGAGAACGUGGUGGUGUGGUCAUGGGAGCCGCCGGGGCCGGAAAGUCCAGGCUAUCCAUCGACCUCGCCACCCUUUUUCUUGCACAAACCAUCAACUCCGACAAAAUGCAAGUAUACGAAGGCUUUGACAUAGUCACCGAUAAGAUCACCAAGGAGGACCGACGAGUGGCUCCUCACCAUUUGUUAGGAAUUGAACAGAGAGCCCGGCCCCAUCUCAUUUCACAGUCUGCCCUUUCCGUAGACGCGUUAAUGCCCGUGCUCGAUCACUUCUUGGCCAAACGGGUCGAUCAAAUGUUGAAGAGUGGAAUGGUAGAUGAAGUGAGACCAUUUUUCAGUCCAAAGGGAGACUAUUCCCGAGGGAUUAGAAAAGCUACCGGAGUUCCUGAUGAGUUGGAUCAGUAUGAUCCAUUUUCAAAUCGAAUCAUUUAUUAG
This is a messenger RNA of Neltuma alba, 648 nucleotides long. Its product is annotated as adenylate isopentenyltransferase 7, mitochondrial-like. Lineage: Eukaryota; Viridiplantae; Streptophyta; Magnoliopsida; Fabales; Fabaceae. Gene Ontology annotation, molecular function: tRNA dimethylallyltransferase activity. Gene Ontology annotation, biological process: tRNA modification. The record is from RefSeq and is a predicted model, not a curated record. The coding region runs from base 1 to 648 and encodes 215 amino acids. The transcript is spliced from 3 exons. Gene Ontology annotation, cellular component: mitochondrion.